Molecule: messenger RNA, 1238 nt
Organism: Liolophura sinensis
Lineage: Eukaryota; Metazoa; Mollusca; Polyplacophora; Chitonida; Chitonidae
Product: homeobox protein unc-4 homolog
Exons: 3
Coding region: 125-1156 (343 amino acids)
Biological process (GO): regulation of transcription by RNA polymerase II
Cellular component (GO): nucleus
Molecular function (GO): DNA-binding transcription factor activity, RNA polymerase II-specific; RNA polymerase II cis-regulatory region sequence-specific DNA binding
Source: RefSeq, a predicted model, not a curated record
UAUCAGCUCAGGUAUUCACAUCAACCAGCAUUAAGCAUUUCUAACCUGAAGUAGUAACCAAGAACUUGUAGGUCAAAACAUUUGACUCACUACCGUUACUAAGUUGUAUUUAAGAGAAAAAAAAAUGUCAGCAAAAGUGGAAUAUACGACUCAACAGGUCCAUCAUGCAACAAGCAGAGUUGAAAAGCGAUCGGCGUCUGAGGACGAAAUGGAGGAGGGUCAAUUGGCGGACUAUCGAAACUCACCUUACGCUGCGUACGGAACCCAUCAAUACAUGCCCCAAUUCUACGGAAUGCCACCAUUCCCGUAUUACGUGCGGUAUCCAGAGCCACCAAAGACUCCAAUGCAACAGAGAUUUGAUCUGAUGGCCUACUAUUCAUCUCGAGGUGCAUCGUCACCCUCUGAACUCGGGAGCACUCGGCAUUCUGCCUCUGCCACCAGCAGUUCACCAUCUUCCGCUUUCUCCAUCGACAGUAUAUUAGCUCGUAGACCACAGAUGUAUCCGUCUGCAGCUCCGUCAUUAAUACCCUACGGGAUAAUUCCGAGUCAUGGAUAUCCAGCUUUGAGAGCCUGGUACCCGCCAUUCGCUGGCUUCAGCUACCCCGUGGAUAUGACACCAGGAUCCCAGAAGAGGAAACGCCGCCAUCGGACAAUUUUCACCGAGGACCAAUUGGACGUUCUGGAGAAAACUUUCCAGGAAACUCACUAUCCAGACGUUAUGAUGAGAGAAGAAAUCGCUGCUAAAGUAGAUCUGGCAGAGGAACGAGUAGAGGUAUGGUUCAAAAACAGACGGGCUAAAUGGAGGAAACAGAAGAAAGACACAACCUCCAUCUCCCGAGAUGCUGACAAAUGUUCGUUCUCCAAAACCGCCCAGAUUGAUGUCUCGGACGAAGAAGAACCUCGUGAAUCAAAACGACAGAGGUUAAACUUUGCUCCUCAUGCGGACACACCAAACCAGUCCUUCGCCAGUGACUCAGACAACCAAUCGCUGUCGUCGUCUGAUUCUCGUGAUUCCACGGACGCCCAUAUAAGGACAUCAGAACAAAGUCAGAGUUACCCGAAUAUCCACAGACAACCACAUUCAGCAGUGGAGUCGAAUGGUCAAACUGACCAUCGUGACAAAAUUACUACAAACGAUUUACGCAACGCCAUAUAGUGGAACUGCUUUGCAGGUUUAUUUGAAACAAAACUCAUAUAGUGACUGAUUCUGUUACAUUUUUGUAUGAUAUUGUGUAACU